This is a messenger RNA of Penicilliopsis zonata CBS 506.65, 2581 nucleotides long. RefSeq lists its product as hypothetical. Gene Ontology annotation, molecular function: protein binding; protein-transporting ATPase activity. Gene Ontology annotation, biological process: intracellular protein transport. Gene Ontology annotation, cellular component: mitochondrial outer membrane. The record is from RefSeq and is a predicted model, not a curated record. The transcript is spliced from 4 exons. The coding region runs from base 227 to 2224 and encodes 665 amino acids. Lineage: Eukaryota; Fungi; Ascomycota; Eurotiomycetes; Eurotiales; Aspergillaceae.
CACUGCUGGUCGCAUCACCUCUCAACCCCCCCAGCAUCCUCCAAGCGCCUACAGCGUCUGCUGUGCAUCUCCAGACCGGUCUGAUCUUCGUGUGAGCGUUAUUGCGUAUGCUCAAUCGGGACUGCUCUUUCUGAUUCCUGCGUGAUUCGCGUUUACUGGCUGUCGCCGGCUCCUUCGUCCUGAACCCCCAAGCUCUCUCUCUCUCUCCCUCCCUAAGCACAUCGUCAUGUCGACCGAAUUACCGGUGACGCUGCCGCCACAGAACGUGGUCCUCGACACAUCGGCACUGCCUGCGUCGUCGUCAGCGUCGGUAUGGGACCGCAUCUCGAAGUGGGUGUCGGAGAACAAGGCCCUUGUUUAUACCAUUGCUGGAGUCGCGGUCGUGGUGACGAGCGCCGGCGUGGUGUACUAUCUGUCGGACUCGAGCAAAGCCGGACAGCAACCACCUGCCACCGGAGAGAAGAAGAAGAGUAAGAAGGAGAGACGCAAGGAAAAGGAGCGCGAGAGGAAGAAGGCCGAGGAGGAAAAGAAGACCAAGGCUGCGUCGGUCGAAGACGGUACGUGGAUGGGAUUUGCACGCCCAAACAGGGCCAGAAUUUCUUUUUUUCAAUCUCUCCCCGAGCAUGUAGAACUGAUAUCCAAUCUAGAGUCCGCGGAGAAGAAGACCGAGAAGCCCGUUGAGGAGCUUCCGGAUGUGGAUGAGGCGACCGUGGGAGAAUUGUCGGAAGAGACCCGAAAGGACUACGCUGCGAAGCUCAAGGCUGCUGGCAACAAGGCCUACGGCUCCAAGGACUACAACAAGGCCAUUGAGCUGUACGGCAAAGCCAUCAUCUGCAAGCCCGACCCUGUCUUCUACUCCAACCGCGCCGCCUGCUACAAUGUGUUGUCCGAAUGGGAGAAGGUUGUGGAGGACACCAGUGCGGCCAUUGCGAUGGACAGUGAGUACGUCAAGGCCUUGAACCGGAGAGCGAUUGCCUAUGAGCACCUCGGAAAGUUCAGCGAGGCGCUGCUCGAUUUCACCGCCAGCUGCAUCCUCGACGGCUUCAGCAACGAAACCAGCCGAGUCGCCCUUGAGCGUUUGUUGAAGAAGGUCGCGGAGCAGAAGGCCAAGGCUAUUCUCGAAGCUAAGGGUAAGAAGCUGCCGAGCCCGACCUUUGUGUCCAACUACCUCCAGAGCUUCCGCCCUCGUCCCAUCCCGGAGGGCUUGGCCGAGUCCGCUGAACUGGGCGAGGACUCUGGAAAGGGACUGCUGCGCAAGGGUCUUCUCGCCAUGGACAAGAAGACUGCCGAGGGUUACGAUGAGGCGGCUGCUUCAUUUGAGAAGGCCCUUGAAAUCGGCGACCUCGGCGACUUUGAGGCCCUGGCCCUCAACCUGCGGGCCACUUUCACCUAUCUCGAAGGCAAUGCACAGGCUGCGCUGGCCGACCUCAACAAGAGUGUGGAGUUGCAGCCGUCGCUGGUCCAGAGCUACAUCAAACGCGCCAGCUUGCACCUUGAGUUGGGUAACAAGGACUCCGCCGCGGAUGACUUCGAGCUUGCUAUUACCCACAACAAGGACGACCCUGAUAUCUACUACCACCGUGCCCAGCUUCACUUCAUCCUCGGAGAAUUCGCCGAGGCUGCCAAGGACUACCAAAAGUCGAUUGACCUGGACCGCAGCUUCAUCUACUCUCACAUCCAGCUGGGAGUGACCCAGUACAAGAUGGGCUCUGUUGCCUCGGCUAUGGCCACCUUCAGACGGUCGGUCAAGAACUUCGAGGAUGUGCCCGACGUUUACAACUACUACGGCGAGCUUCUCCUCGACCAGCAGAACUUCUCCGAGGCCAUUGAGAAGUUCGACAAGGCUGUCGAGAUGGAGAAGCAGAACAAGCCCAUGGGUAUCAAUGUCCUGCCUCUGAUCAACAAGGCCCUUGCGCUCUUCCAGUGGAAGCACGACUUCCAGGAGGCCGAGAACCUAUGCCAGAAGGCGCUUAUCAUUGACCCUGAGUGCGACAUUGCUGUGGGCACUAUGGCCCAGCUUCUCCUCCAGCAGGGCAAGGUCUCCCAGGCUCUCAAGUACUUCGAGCGGGCCGCCGAGUUGGCUCGUACUGAAGCCGAGAUUGUCAACGCCAUCUCAUACGCCGAGGCCACCCGGACACAGCUCGAGGUCCAGGAGAAGUACCCGCAACUGGCUGCUCGCCUUCAAGGCAUGGGCGCCGGUCUGGGUGGCCCUCCGGGUUUGUAAAAAAAAAAAAAAACAAACAAACUUGGAGCCACUCGCUCACCACCAGACCCAACCGUCUUUUUAUUUUUGGAAUAGAAACUCUCUUCUCUGAUCGACUCGAUGUCUCUACAUCGGCGUCUGGGAUCUGCGUUCUCCUUCUCUUUAUUUUCCCCCUAUCUCUUUUUUCCACCCGUCUUCGCCAUGUCGCUUCUUUCUGAAAGCAUGUGGACAACGAACCUACGCCUGUCUAAUCAACACCACACCCUCUUGAUUCCGGUCUCUUCUGAUGUUCUCAGCGGCGCCUUGGGAACGGACUUCUUCUUGCCUGUGUAAUUUUUUUUUUGUGUGUCCCAUUUAAUGCCCCUUUCGUUUUUCAUU